AAGUCAACCAGUCGAGUGCGUAGGAAAACACGUGGUUGGUCUCUUCUGAUGCUGGUUGUGAAAACUUUAUAAAAGGCCAUUCCUGUGCUGCAGACCUGUCGCGCGAUCCCCUCUGUCCUGCAAACUCGCUCCAUUGUCGGUCUCCGCCUCUCACUCAAAAAAAAUGGCUCACCCAAAAGAAGUCGGCAGCUACAAGCUGGGUAAGCUCAUCAUCGAGGGUAAGACGAAGCAAGUCUUCGACCUUCCAGAGCAGCCUGGACACUGCCUGUUGCUCAACAAGGACCGCAUCACCGCCGGCGAUGGUGUCAAGGCCCACGACAUGGAGGGCAAGGCCGCCAUCUCCAACCAGACCAAUGCUAAAGUCUUCGAAAUCCUCAAGGCUGCUGGCCUCAAAACUGCUUUCGUCAAGAUGGCAUCCCCGACUGCCUUCCUCUCGAAGAAAUGCGACAUGAUCCCAAUUGAAUGGGUGACUCGUCGCUUGGCCACUGGCUCCUUCCUCAAGCGCAACCCUGGCGUGCCAGAAGGAUUCCGCUUCACACCGCCCAAGCAGGAGACCUUCUUCAAGGACGAUGCCAACCAUGACCCUCAGUGGUCUGAGGAGCAGAUCGUUUCUGCCAAGUUCAAGAUCAACGGGCUUGAAAUCGGUCAGGACGAGGUGGACUACAUGAGGCGAUCCACGAUCCUGGUCUUCGAGAUCCUUGAGAAGGCAUGGGCGCUCCGCGACUGCGCGCUUAUAGACAUGAAGAUCGAGUUUGGAGUUGAUACUGAGGGUAACAUACUCUUGGCUGACGUCAUUGACUCCGACUCCUGGCGACUGUGGCCCUCGGGAGACAAGCGUCUUAUGGUGGACAAGCAGGUAUACAGAAACCUAGCGAACGUAACUGCGGCGGACCUGGACACUGUGAAGCGCAACUUCUCCUGGGUGAAGGACCAACUGGACCAUCUGAAGCCCACCGUGCACCACAAGGUUGUCGUCUUCAUGGGCUCGCCUGCCGAUCAGGAGCAUUGCCAGAAGAUCGCUAAAGCUGCCAGCGACCUUGGCCUGGACGUGGACCUCCGCGUGACGUCAGCUCACAAAGCAACCGAAGAGACACUACGUAUCAUGCAACAGUACGAAGACACUCACGGAGCGCUGGUGUUCAUCGCCGUCGCGGGCCGCUCCAACGGCCUCGGGCCUGUGCUGUCUGGCAACACUUCCUACCCCGUCAUCAACUGCCCACCGCCUUCCGAUAAACUUGUCCAGGACAUCUGGUCGUCACUAUCCGUGCCAUCCGGGCUUGGUUGCGCCACCGUGAUCUACCCGGACAGCGCCGCCCUAAUGGCUGCACAAAUCAUCGGUCUGCAGGACUACCUCGUCUGGGCCCGCCUCCGCGUCAAGCAACUAGAAAUGGCCGCCUCACUCAGAAAAGCCGACCAGAAGCUCAGAAACCUGAAAUUCUAGAAACUCUUUUUGAAUGCUUUAUUUUUUUAUAAUUAUAAGUAUUAAGAGUUAAGCUUUUAUGUUGUUAUUGUAUUAUGUGCUAUACGCAAUCUCGACUUUACAGUGCCAAUGCACCAUUACAUUUUAGCUGUACAUUCCGUUAAAUAAAACUGUGUUUUGUAUUUUA
Molecule: messenger RNA, 1607 nt
Organism: Pectinophora gossypiella (pink bollworm)
Lineage: Eukaryota; Metazoa; Arthropoda; Insecta; Lepidoptera; Gelechiidae
Gene: Paics
Product: bifunctional phosphoribosylaminoimidazole carboxylase/phosphoribosylaminoimidazole succinocarboxamide synthetase
Exons: 8
Coding region: 164-1441 (425 amino acids)
Biological process (GO): 'de novo' IMP biosynthetic process
Molecular function (GO): phosphoribosylaminoimidazolesuccinocarboxamide synthase activity
Source: RefSeq, a predicted model, not a curated record